AUGACUACAUUCUGCGGUAUACAAAUACAAGGAAUACGCUCAUUUCAUCCUGAUAGUCCGGAAUUAAUCGAGCUCAACCCGCCAUUGACUGUUAUUGUUGGUCAUAAUGGUGCCGGAAAGACUACUAUCGUCGAAUGUUUGCGAUAUGUAACUACUGGAAAACUUCCGGGUGGUACUUUCGUCCAUGAUCCAAGAUUCUCCCCCCUGGGGUUAUCCAACGCGGAAAAUCAGUUAUUACAACGAUCUGAAGUUAAGGCGCAAGUCCGUCUGCUGUUCAAAGACGAAAAAGAUAACAAAUAUUUAUGUUGUCGAUCCUUGAGUGGCACCGCUACUGGGAAGGGUAAAGGAACUUCUACUAUAUCACAGAAAUCGGUUGAUGGUGUGUUUGCCAUUCACAAUGCAGAGAACGUGCAAAGAAGCGUGACAAUGAAAUGUAGUGAUCUGGAUCUUAAAGUGCGAAUGCUUCUUGGAGUUCCAAAAACAAUUCUCGAGAGCGUUAUUUUUUGUAUACAGGAAGAUUCGAAUUGGCCCCUGGCGGAUCCGGCAACUCUGAAAAAGAGAUUUGAUGAAAUUUUCGGUUUGGACGGGUGGAAAGCAACGCUAGAUACUUUUAACGUUCCAGAGAAAAAACUACUCGAAAGGCAAAAAGUGACUCACACACAAUUACAGUAUCUAAGGACUGAGAACGAUAUGGCCGAACAAACUAAACAAAGGUUACAAGAGUAUCAAGCGGAGGAAUCCAGGUGUGAGCAAGUUUCCGCUGAUCUUGAUCAACGUAUCGAGCAAGUCGAGACACAAAUCGCUACUCUGGAGAAUAUCCGAGAUACUCUUAAAGAAAAAGAACACGACAAGACUAUGCUUGAAAAGUCUGUUAGCAGCCUCAGAGAGCAUAUAAAUGUGUUACAAGCAUCCGAUGAGGAGCUUAAUAUGGAAUUCAUUCGUUACAAUGAGGAGAUUGAUAAGCGUGAAUUACGUCGUGAAGAACUCAGAGCAGACGUGGAGCGUAUACGUAAUGAGAAGCAGAGUUACGAAAAUCAGAUAAUGGAAAUGGAAAGACAAAUAACCAGACAUUCUAUGAACAUCGAAAACCAUAAACAAAAAAUUGCGGAACUCGAACAAGCUUUUAAUGACGAAGCGCAUCCGUUAAGAGAUACUGUUCAGAUUUUUGCAGAUACUUUCAAGUCUCCAACGCGUAUAUCUCAGCAAAAAGGAGAAUUAGUUAAAAGAAAGAAUCAAAUUGAGGUCUUCUUCAAACAGCUAAAGGCGGAAGCUCAUCAGC
Molecule: messenger RNA, 1279 nt
Organism: Paraglomus occultum
Lineage: Eukaryota; Fungi; Glomeromycota; Glomeromycetes; Paraglomerales; Paraglomeraceae
Source: the annotation of a GenBank genome assembly